Molecule: messenger RNA, 603 nt
Organism: Peronospora matthiolae
Lineage: Eukaryota; Oomycota; Peronosporomycetes; Peronosporales; Peronosporaceae
Source: the annotation of a GenBank genome assembly
AUGCCGCGGAUGGGUCUCAUCGUAUUGCUCGACGAGACCCAGAACAUCGACAAACAGCUGGACACGAGGCUUCCAGCUGUCUCAGGCUGUUCAAACUGCGCUCCACCAGAAGGCGUUGACCACCGUCAUAAUCCACAAAAGGACGUGGUUGUGGAGGGAAUACCUGAUCCAGCUCGAGGGUCGGAUCAGCUUGAUGUUCAGGGACUGAACCCUGUAACCGAUCAGUUACACGAUGACCUGGCUUAUGGACGGCCUCGGCGUCUUGACCUUAAUGACUUUGUAAAGGAUAAUUACAAUUCCUUAGCGCUCCAUCGUUCAAACGAUUGUGCCGCGUUUGCGUUCGCGCAACUUGAGAACGAACGCUCGAUGCGUUCUAUACGUGACCAGCUGAAUGCAGCUCGUCAGGACAUCGCUGAACUGCGUGAACAGGUCCCUUCGCUAGUCGACCGGACUGUCUCGUUGAAAAGGGACCAAUCGAAGGUGGUCUCGGCCCUAGACCGCGGAGGUAUUCUUCGCCUCUCGAAACGGGCUCGUACUGAUAGUGCGGGCGGAGACGUCCAGCGCAAAACAUUGAAUGCGUACACAUCCUACGAGACAGUUUAA